Messenger RNA from Porites lobata, 11741 nucleotides. The record is from the annotation of a GenBank genome assembly. NCBI's taxonomy places the organism in Eukaryota, Metazoa, Cnidaria, Anthozoa, Scleractinia, Poritidae.
AGGUUGUGGUAUAGGCACGAAUUUUAUUCACCGUAACCAGUAGAGAUCAUAUACCUUCCUUAUACUCUGUUACUACGAUUAUGUUCAAGUAUUUGGAAAUACUUGGCACUAUUUUCCUGGCAUUUACUGCUUUGGUACAAAAUUUUGUUAACAACCCUUCGAUCCUAUGGGACUCAAAGAAUCCAAUGUAAGUAGCAAUUUUAAUGUUUAUUGUGUUUGUUGUGCAAGCAACUUUUCGGCUAGAGCCUCGGAACGAAACCAUGCACUGAUUUAUAUAAAAAUAUUUGUCUUUUGUGAUAACUUACACAUAAGGCGAUCCUACAAGUUAGGGACUCGAAUAAUUGCUUCCAAAACAAAACUUUUUUUCAGCAUAACUGAUGUCACAUAGUUUGUUUACACAGAAAAAAGUCACGAUUCUUUUGCAAAGUUUCAAAGGAAUUCAGUACUUACAAAAAGUAGACAACGAAAGCGAUUGCGUCAUUAAUAGAUCCUCCGUGAAUCAUUCAACUAGACUAAAUAUAUAUCAGUCCGAUAAUUUCUUGUCCGUCCUUGAUUGAGAAAAGGAAAGUGAAGACUCGAGUUCGGCAAGCUCAAGAUUGCGCCAAAACAUUUACAGUAGAUUGCGAAAUCUUAGCUGAGGAACGCUAUGCAGUUGUUGUUGUUGUUUCAUAUCAAGUGAAACUAAACUAAAUCCCGAUUCCUGAGUUACUAACCUAACAGUCAUGCGCAAGUUAAAUCUAAAUCCGUUAAUCCGGAUGAUUUCUCGUUACAAAAUAUGCGAUUACGGUAUGAUAAAGUCCCCAUAUUUAGUCUUCUACUAAGUGCUGGUAAUCCCCAAACACUUUUUUGGAACCACUUUUUAGAUUUUUUAGUUGUGGCAAGAAGCUGAGCUUCAAGAUAAGACGGUACAUUUAUAAGCGGAUUUAGUCUGGUAUCAUCGUGAUAUAAAUUUAACUGUAAUUGGGUUCGGCUCCAGUUAUCAUUUCUCAAGUACAGUAACUCUAUAAGUAAAGAUGUGCAAGAUGUAGAAAAAAAAGGAAGGGACAAGCGUUUUGCCAAUUUAGUAUGUUAAGGCAAAAUUUGACUCAUAAAACAAUCUCGGACAUUCUAUUGAGAAUUAUGAAUUGCUUAGAAUUGGAAAAUUGAUGUUGGGAAGUUUAAAUAUAUGUUAUACGGAUUCGAUAUGGUAGUCAUAUUUGUAUCCUCAUCUUUACUUUACAAAACUAUACAAGGACAAAAAUUUGCCUAGUCCUGACAAAAAAGGCCAGUCAUUUCCACUACGACUUCUAGAACUAAUUACAGGAGUCACAGUGAACUCGUUAAAAGCAAUUUUCCGCUCGGUUUUGUCAGUUUAAUUUCAUAUUCAUUGAUAAACACCCUCGUGCUAAUUAUAUUCUGCUGAGGACGUAGCCUGCUCUAAUUGUUAUAUAAUAUAUCGAAAUAAAACAGUAAUAAGGCAAGACGAUGUAUUACAUUAAAAGUGCCAUUUCCUAUACCCGAGACUUGUGCCAGCAUUUUGACACAUUGGUCUGGCUUAAACUUGUUCUCUUAGUUUUUUUUUUUUUUUUUUGUAUUUUAAUGAAUUUUUUGUUUUAAAAUGUUUUACAUUUUUUUUACAUUCUGACUUAUGAACACGGAACACGUAAAGAAAAAAUACAAAAAACGGAAAGGAAAACUAAACAUUAUACAUCGCAGACUAACACACAAUUACAUACUUACAAAAAAGAAAACAAACGAAACAAAAACCCAGUACCUUCUUUUCUAUUUACAUGAAAAAAAAAAGUAAAAUAAAAUAAAUAAAUAAUAAAGAUUAAUAAUAAAUAAAGUAAGCGGAGAAGAGAUCGUAUGCUAAUCAGUUUUAUAUUUGCCCCAUUUCAUAUUGUGGGUCUCCAACUUAUUGUUUGACUCAGCGAUCAUUGUCUCUAUUAAGAAGACAGUAUUAAUUUUGGAAUGAAGAACUCUGAUGGAGGGAGGAUAUUUGUUCUGUCUACAAGAGUAUAGAUAUUGUUUUGCCAGUAAUAAAAUAUGAUUCACAAAUAUCUCAUCCUCACACCCAAUAAUACCAAACAGUAUAUCUUUGUCUGAAAGAUUUUCAAUCUUGACUUUAUGAUCAACAAGCCAUUUUAUAACCUCAGACCAGAAAUUCUCAGUAUAAUGACAAGACAGAAAGAGAUGUUCGAGGGAUUCGUCCGAUUCACCACACAAGGAGCACGCUGGAGAUGGUAUAAUACCAAUUUUGCAUAAGAAGGUAUUUGUCACAAGGCAUCUGUUUAAUAAUUUAUACUGAAAUUCGCGAGUCUUUGUAUCUAAGGCAACACGAUAUGGCAAGCUAUAGAUCUUUUUCCAGUUCAAAGUAUCAUUGACAAAAUUAACAUCAAACUUUAGUUUAGCAGUUGGUGGAGUGACGAUUCUGUUUCGAAGUUCUUUAUAGACAAUUUUCGAAUACGCUUUUUCAAGUAAAACAAAAAUUUGCCUAGUCCUGACAAAAAAGGCCAGUCAUUUCCACUACGACUUCUAGAACUAAUUACAGGAGUCACAGUGAACUCGUUAAAAGCAAUUUUCCGCUCGGUUUUGUCAGUUUAAUUUCAUAUUCACUGAUAAACACCCUCGUGCUAAUUAUAUUCUGCUGAGGAAGUAGCCUGGUCUAAUGGUUAUAUAAUGUAUUGAAAUAAAACAGUAAUAAGGCAAGACGAUGUAUUACAUUAAAAGUGCUAUUUCCUUUACCCGAGACUUGUACCAGCAUUUUGACUCAUUGGUCUGGCUUAAACUUGUUCUCUUAGUUGCGUGCAGAGCAUAGGUAAAAUCUACGACAAAAACGCGGUGAUUUCCAAUUUUACACCCUUAUGCUAAGAACGUCACCGAAUUUUAUACACGAAAAAAGAUUUGAAUUCUAAUUACCACAUCCUCUUUUGUAGCCUGGGUGCUUGUAACAAAGCACAAAUGGCGUUAUUUAGGUUUUUAAUCUUACUAUUUCACUUAAAAUCGACGAUUUUACUGCCUUUGUACCCCUCUAUACAAUGGACGCCGUUUAAUCCCAUGUAAGUAUUAAAUGCUGUGAUCAGGUUAUUUUUAUUGCAAAAUCUUUGCUUUGCCGCGUGGCGUGAACUUUGAUUCUUUUUUCAUUUCUUUUGUUUAAUUAGGAGUUUGUUCAAAUUUUGUUACCCUGGUCCCAGAGGUUUUUCUUGAUUUUUCUUCGCGAAAGAGAUCAAGAGCAAACAGCGAAGCGGCGACAACGAGUCGCGAAAGCGACGAGGAGAGACAGAAAAACCUCUGGUUACCUUGACCUCGAAUCUCACUUCCAUGUAGACGACAGGGUCAGGAUCUGACCCUCGGGCGUUGAUUGGUUGAUAUUUUUUCAAACGCGCAAACCAAUUUGAUUGGCUCGUUUAAUUGUAACUACCGAGGGGACGCUGAGGAUUUUCACACCUCAUUUUGCCUCUCUCUACUAGGGAAGAAAAUUGUUUGUAUGCUUCACUCGCAAUAACAUUUGCACGGGACCAAGGCACGUAGAGGCACGCUAUGGAUGUUGUUCCUGAAAGAAUAUUCGAAGAAAUUUUGACCUCGGUACUUAAUGAGCGCUUUCCCGAGUCUCACUGAGCAACAAAAGAAAGCUUUGUUCGCUGCGUUGAGUCGAAAGGAUGUGUUCACCAUUUUAUCAACCGGACAUGGAAAGUAUAUUUUCUGUUACAAUACUGUCAUUCCAUUAAAUAAACUAACUUGUUUAGGGCAGCAAAAUAAAAAAUCUCCGAAUACGGAAUGAAAGUUUCCUUGUAGGAAAAAAAAACAUACAACUUUGUACAAGUGCGUAAUCAUUUUCGGUGCAGCUUGAUUUCCUGCGACGCCCAAAAAGAUCUAACCGACGCUAUUUUUGGCAUAGACCUAUUCGGUCAACUCAAUGUUGUACCCAAUUCAAAUCUCCGGGGAUAAGAUUCUUUGUGUAUUGCACUUGCAUUAUAAUGUGGUAUUCACAUUUAAAUGAUAUGGAAAUUCCUGAAACAAAACGUUUUAUUCCCAAAGGGUUUGAAUUGGGUACAUUGAGUUAGCCGAAUAGGUCUAUUGGGCCAACAAAAACCUCUGAAAGUACAUUCCGAACCUUAAGGGUUUGUUGUGCUGCAUGACUCUUCCUAGCGUCGCUGUUCCACAAAAAAAGGAAAUGUAGCAACCAAACCAAAAUGCGACCCAGAUUGCCAGAAUACAUAUUAAUAUUACUAUUUUCAGGGAAAUGCCCGCGCAUCGACGCGAACGGCGCGCCCCGCAGAAGUAAACAAUGUAAUAAGCGCGAUUGAUAGACUCUUGCAAACUUUACAACUUCCCGCUGGCACACUGCCGACAGAACAGAUGACAAUGUUUGUGAAAAAUCCUUGUUAUUAUACCCAAAUAAAUUCUGCAAAUCCUGCAGCAUUCGUUUGGAACAAUGUCGGUUUCUUUAUAAAGUGGUCUUCUUAUUCCUGGACUCUUGUCGCCCAUUGUUAACACAUGCUUUAGCUUGACCCCGAUUAACAAAUCACUCUUUACCACCCAAGUGAAGAUGGUUUGUUCAUAACAUAAUUUCCCCAGGUCUACCCCCACUUAAAAAAAUAGCGGCUGAUAAGCACGUGUUUGCUAAGUUGCCAUUGGUCACUCUUUUUAUUAGCAAUUUGACGCGUUUGACAGCUGUCGUCUGCAUGGAAGUGAGAUUCGAGGUCAAGGUAACCAGAGGUUUUACUCUCUCUCCUCGUCGCUUACGCGACUCGUUGUCGCCGCUUCGCGGCUUGCUGUUGAUCUCUUUCGCCAAGAAAAAUCAAGAAAAACCUCUGGGACCAGGGUAAAAUUUUGUGGUUCAUGAUCUUGCAUAAAUCUUCCUGAAUGCUUUAUCGUUGGAGAAAUAUAAUACUCUGUUAAAAAAGAAAAGUCUAUAUAAGUAAAAUAAUCGUUUUCUAAAAGAAUGAUCCAAGUUCUGCGUUCGAUCUGAUCUUAGUCAUCUCAAUAAUCACCGCGGAAGACAAUUUUGUCAGCAAUUAUAAUGCUAAACGCUGGAUCUGUGAACUUCGCGGAGUGUAGGCUAACUAUGUUAAUCGUACCUCCUUUGGUUGGUAGGACAGAGGAGAAUUUUAACCGAGUUUAACGUAUCAUUAGCUUUAUACCAAACAGGUCGAUUAAAAACAGUGCCGAUGACUUCUUUACAUAGUGUCAUCAUUUCUAAGACUGAUUCUAAUUAGCAGUUUAAGAGUGUUGUUUUGAAAGCAUGGUUUACAUUCUUUUGAAAAUUUCACUGAGGACCUAUUGAUAAAUCUCUGACCAGUAGAUAACGAAAUUUGUUUCCCUUAAAUAUACUUAUCCGAUGAUUUAUCCGGUGGAUUAAGCGCCAUAUAUCAAACGUUUGAAAACUUGUGACCAGAUUAUUCACCCUCUCGGUCUCCGGGCAGAAUAAUUCUUCGCUUUCCUUAAAACCACAGUUUACGAUCAGAACUAAGUGCUCUCAUUUCUUGCAGAUUUCAAACGAACUAUUCCACUGCAGUACUACCCAUGAGCAAAAUCAAAAUCGUUUGCCCGAAUCCCGCAAUGAUCCCAGCGCCCGUAAUGGGAAACAUCCCGCGAGAAGAGAUGUACGAGAACUUGUGGAUGGUCAACAAACAGGCAUAUGACAACUGCACAAUAAACUCUUCUCAUCAAAACAGAUUACUGAUGAAGUGUGAUACGCCGUUGCACCUGCGAUACUUCACAAUAGUAUUUCAGCGGUUUAGUGCAGUUGGUCCAAGCGGCUUGGAGUUUGAACCAGGGAAGGAGUAUUACUUCAUUGGUAAAAUAAUAAUUCAUUCAUGCAUCUCAACAUAUUAUCAUUGUUUUUGUUUUUUUCUUGAAAUUGUGUGUUAUGCAUUUUAAAGCGCAAUUUAUCUUUGGUUAAUUGUGUGUGUGUGUGUUAUUUUUUUUUUGUCGCUUUUUCUUGUAUUUUGUAUUUUUUUAGUCUUGUAAUAACUUCCUUCGUUAAGAUAACCUUAGGAAAAGGCAGAAUUUCCAAUAAAACCAAAAAGGUUACAAUUAAACUUAUUUGAUAGGGUUAUUCCUGUUUGUAAUACUGAUUGCUGACCUAACACCUUCUUGCAACUAUGCCAAUUUUGGAAUGAUAAAUUACCUUAUCGAUAAUUUUAUAUUUCAAGUUCAAAAUUGCGUUUUUUUAACGUCUGAAUGGUUUUAAGGGGCUGUUUUCCUUACUAUUAUCGAGUGGUCAGGGCUCCAGACUUGCAAGUUUUAUGCUAAUUGUGAAUGGAAAAUGUGACGUAAAUGACAUUAAGGAUGCUUACAGCAUACAUUAAGAAUAACUAUAACAAAGUGAGGAAAACAAGAGUAACUAUAACAGUGUUCACAUAGUUAAAAUAGGGAUGUGGAACUGAUCAUGAGAUAAAAGCAAAAAAUCAUUUUGGUGUUCUGAGAGACUAUGAAAUCAGUGUAGCAAGCAACUUAAGUGUACAGCGAAAAAAAAGACAGAAGAAAGAAAUGGCUUUUCACUAUACCGCCGAUUUAGGAGUCUUCGCAAAUUGAAGAACUACAAUUUUCUCUCAGUGUUGACUCACAGUCAGCUUACCUGCUUUUUCAUAUUUCAGCCACUUCUUCUGGGCGAGAAUUUUCUCUGGGUCAGACAUCAAGUGGAAGAUGUUCUACGCACAACAUGAGGCUUAUAAUCUACGUUUGCAGAGAUACAAAUGGUAAAUCCAAUUUUUAUAUGAUGCAAUCUUUUUCUCAUCACCCUUUCAAACCCAGGGUCGGCCUCCUUAUCCUCGCCUUUCAGACUCGUCCCGGGGCCAAUUCGCGCUAUUCCAAUGAGCGGAGGAGACUUGGAGCCGACAAGCGUAAUGUGACGUACGUGGUGACGUCAUACACAUCAGAGCUUGCCGGGGACGAGUAGGAACGAGGUUAACCUUAAUCAUCACCUGGUUUCACGUACUCGUGACGUUGAACUCACGCUGUCUCUGUACCUCUUGAUGAUAUUUCUCACAUUUUCAAUAGAUUCAAAGUGCAUUACAAGUCCAGUUGUGUCUACUGUUCCACCGACAAAGACGGUGACUGUAUGUCCUACCUCGACUCAAGCUGCUUUUGUCUCCCCUUCUGUGACAAAGCCAACAUACUGUUCAGGUAUAGACCUAAAAUUAUGCACACAUGAUUAUGCACAUGGACGCACGUGCAUAUGACCAAAUCUGAAAAAAAAAACUGUCCUCUGUGGUACCAUCACGUGGUCUGACGAAACUUGCCAUUCACUGACUUGGUAAAUACUAAUGCAUACUAUUGUCCAAUGCUAAACAGUUUUUUUUAUUUGAGGGGUCACGCCACUUAAAAAAUUAGAACCACCUUGUACAGCAUAACAAACAGUACCACAGGAAAGUACUGCUCAGUAGCUUUCAUUUGAAUGGUCACACCAUGGGAUUUCACUGAUCCACAGACUCCAAAAAUCACUCCUGGAAUUACUGAAUGACGCUUGUAGGGAGUUCAUGAAAUGAUUUGUAGUCAGAAGUACGUCUAGUCAUAAGUAAUAUUCUAUAAAACCUGAAUGGUAAAAGAUUUGCAUUUGAGUUGAUUAAUUUCUUCACCAUAUAAUGUUUGAACAUAAGCUAAUCGUCAUAUCGCUUUUCUUUGAAAAGCCACAGCAGACAAGCUACAAGUAAACGAAUUGUUAAACAACACACGACUCAUACCAGAAAUAUUUAACCAGACGAGUCACAUGACUGCAAUAUGGGCUCAGCUGAAGAAUAUGUCUCUUCAAUUGAAUGCCGUUCAGGAGAAACUCGAAAAUUGCAGCUUCGGCGUUGGUAAUAGUCACGUGACGGAAGCUCCUCCAACGACGCCAACUCCAGGUCAGUUGUUACAUCAUGACAUGACGUCACGAAGAGUUAAAACAUGUAAUUUCCACCGACUUCUUCUGCUUAAUUCCCUCCCUUUUAGACCUCCUCUCUUUUUCUUCUCCCGCCUCCCGUACCCCUCCCCCUUAUCUUCCCAGGAUCCCCUCCCCCUGAACUCUCCCAUUUCAAUACGAAGAUGUUCAAAGUGAUGAUAAAAGUUGGCACAAGUUACGUGUGAACAGCUGCGUUGCAAACCGGUAUAUAUACUCUUGUGCUUGCAUUAGAGCUUGCGUCGUAUCCUUUCACACCUACGACACAACGUUUUUUAUUGAGAGAGGAUGAGGUUGCUUAUAACUCAUAUUAACUGGUAUAUUAAUUGUAAAUUGUUAUUGAAUUGUAGUUUUCGCUGACUGCACGGAAAUUUACAGCGCGGGAUUUACUGCCAGCGGAGUCUACGUUAUAAAGCCUCCAGGUGUUACAACAAAGGAUUCCUUUCCAGUCUUUUGUGACCAAACUACGCCCCCGGGAGGCUGGAUAGUGCUUCAGAAACGCUUCGAUGGCUCGGAAAGGUUCAGUAAUCGUACAUGGGCGGAGUACCAGAAUGGCUUUGGUAAUCUGACAGGGGAAUUUUGGCUGGGCUUGGAUAAAAUUCAUCUGCUGACUAGGAAUCCGAUGAAGCUUCGGAUUGAUCUUGGGGCUCCAAAUGGGAGUAAUAUAUUUGCUCUUUACCAAGGGUUCACGAUUUCUGGAGCAGACCAGAAGUACAAGCUGACAAGUGGAAGGUUUACAGGUAAAUAAAAAGUAGAGACUUUGACUCUAAGAAGUGCCCGGUAUCAAAAUAUGCCGAGAAAAAUGUGAAAUUUUUUGGGUAAAACAAUUUUAUACAAAUCCAUUUCCAAGCAAUCAUCAAAGAGGUUUACUUUGAAUGAUAACACUAUUCAGUUCUUAACACAGACUCAAAAGUUAGAGCCACGUUGUACAGCAUAAUAAACAGUACCACAAGAAAGUACUGCACAGUAGCUUUCAUGUGAAUGGUCACACUAUAGGAUUUCAUCCACAGACUUAAAAGUUAGAACCACCUUAGCUUGUACAGCAUAAUAAACAGUACCACGGGAAAGUACUGCUCAGUAGCUUUCAUUUGAAUAGUCACACCAUAGGAUUUCAUCCACAGACUCAGAAGUUAGAACCACCUUGUACAGCAUAAUAAACAGUACCACAGGAAAUUACUGCUCAGUAGCUUUCACAUGAAUGGUCACACCACAGGAUUUCAUCCACAGACUCAAACGUUAGAACCACGUUGUACAGCAUAAUAAGCAGUACCACAGGAAAGUACUGCUCAGUAGUUUUCAUUUGAAUGGUCACACCAUAGUAUUUCAUCCACAGACUCAAACGUUAGAACCACGUUGUACAGCAUAAUACCACAGUACCACAGGAAAGUACUGCUCAGUAGCUUUCAUUUGAAUAGUCACACCAUAGGAUUUCAUCCACAGACUCAAAAGUUAGAACCACCUUGCACAGCAUAAUAAACAGUACCACAGGAGAGUACUGCUCAGUAGCUUUCAUAUGAAUGGUCAGACAACAGGAUUCCAUCCACAGACUCAAAAGUUAGAGCCACGUUGUACAGCAUAAUAAACAGUACCACAGGAAAGUACUGCUCAGUAGCUUUCAUUUGAAUGGUCACACCAUAGGAUUUCAUCCACAGACUCAAACGUUAGAACCACGUUGUACAGCAUAAUACCACAGUACCAGAGGAAAGUACUGCUCAGUAGCUUUCAUUUGAAUGGUAACACCAUAGAAUUUCAUCCACAGACUCAAAAGUUAGAACCACGUUGUACAGCAUAAUACCACAGUACCACAGCAAAGUACUGCUCAGUAGCUUUCAUUUGAAUGGUUACACCAUAGGAUUUCAUCCACAGACUCAAAAGUUAGAAUCACCUUGUAUAGCAUAAUACACAGUACCACAGGAAAGUACUGCUCAGUAGCUUUUAAUUUUAAAUGGUCACAUAAUAUGAUUUCAUUCACAGGCUCAAAGUAAUUGCUGAGUAGUUUGUUUGUUUGUUUGUUUUUAAUUUUAACCUCGAAAGUUAAAAAAAAAUUAUCUUUGUGAUUGGCCAAACUUGUCUUAGUGAGGACAUAACGUUUCUUGUUGUGAUUUCAGCUGGGAAUGGCGGCGAUUCCUUUACAAUUGAAAAUGGCAACCUAUUCUCUACAGUAGACCAAGACAAUGACAAAUGGCCCCCGGGAAGCUGCGCGCAGAGAUACAAGAGCGGUUGGUGGCAUGGUAAAUGUCACCAGAGCAGCCUGAAUGGUUUGUAUCUGAAUGGAAGCGACAAGGAUCGCAAUCAUUUUGCUGCUGGAAUCACGUGGUACACUUGGCUAAAAUCUUAUGACUACUUUUUUACCAAAUCAGAAAUGAAGAUUAAGCUUUCCUCUUAGGGAGAUCGUAGCUAGUACAAAGCUCACCUUCAUGCGUUUGUUUUCUUACUUAAACUUAUUGCUGGUUUUUCUGGAAGAGAAGAAAAAAAAUCACUAAUGUUAUGUCACACCCUUUACUACAUUUAUAGUGAACUAACGCAACAGGGCGGGAAGGAAAGAGGACGGCAAACCUGGUGUGAUAAACAGAUCUUUUUGUAAAGGACCAGAAAACAUUAAUGUUACGUGAAGAUCACGACAAAACACGCAGCCUUGUCACGUUUGUUACGCACAAGCGUUUUGCCGUCCUCUUGUGUAUACUCACUAAUAGUGCUGUGUUCAGAACUUAAGCUUCAGAUUUCAUCAAAAAUUAUCGCUAAUUUGAGAUGCUUUACCAAACACUCGACACAGUUUUUCAUCUGCUAUACUGAUACAGGGGUCCCUGAAGUCAGUCUAAAGGCACCUUCCAUUUGUAAGAACUGGCCGGCUGCACCAUUGCCAGACCAGUCAGUUUGAAAAUCAAUAGGCCUUUUCCAACAGUUUUUGCUGAAAAAGCAUUUCUUUGGUGCACAUUAUUUAGGAUUUGAAUGAUCUGGCUGGAGAGGUUUGAUUAAAGGGGAAAUUCUCAUUGCGACGGGAAUGGUCUGGCUGGUCAGUUCUGACAAAUGGAAGGAGCUGUAAAAACGCGGCUGAGUCUCGUUUUCCCAGUUCAUUUGUGUUGUCUUGAUAUGUUUGGCCUUAGUGUCUGGAUAUUGCAUGAAAUUUUGCUUCUCGUGUUUCAUAUAUCUACUUAUUUGUGUUUGUAUAUCAGAUGAAACACUCCUUAUUGUGUUUAAAAAAUUACCUUUUAGUGUUUGGAUACCAGAAGAAACACUCCUUCUCGUGUUUAAAAAAAAUACCUUUCAGGGUUACGCUUGGAUAUCAGAAGAAACACUCCUUCUAGUGUUUUAAAAAAAUACUUUUCAGUGUUUGGAUGUCAAACGCAAGACUCGUUCUUAAGUUUGAUAUAUUACUUCUCUCUGUUUGAUAUCAGAUGAAACACUCCUCCUCAUGUUUGAUGUAGGUGCACCGGAGAGUCAUACAUGUCAAUUUUUUCGUAUUCUUUCCCUCUACAUAUUUGGAGCACUGCAAUUUGUUGAGAUCUAGAAAUUUUGCCACCAUGGCAACGUAUUAACGUAAAGACUUCUCCCCUCCAUCAUCAGAAGGCAUUUUGAAUAUACUGUAGGUUUAAAAAUGAUGAAACUUUUCUGAAGAUCGAUCUCUGCUAGAAUACUGACUUAAAAAGUUAAGGAAAAGUCUUUUAACCAAAGAUAUUGCGGAGGUUGACAAUUCUUGCUUGAGUUAAACAGGCCAGAAGGACUUAUGUAGAGAAAUAAUUAAUGCCAAAACUCAUCACCCUUAAUAUAUUAGCACAAGUUUUACGUUAACCAUAGAAAUAGAGCUAUUAACUACGUACGGAAAAAGAAUGCUUGUCACUUAAAAGCUGUGCCUACAAAUCCUGAUAGUUUCUAAUCCGUG